Messenger RNA from Rhizophagus irregularis DAOM 181602=DAOM 197198, 810 nucleotides. RefSeq lists its product as uncharacterized. Lineage: Eukaryota; Fungi; Glomeromycota; Glomeromycetes; Glomerales; Glomeraceae. The record is from RefSeq and is a predicted model, not a curated record.
GCGCGUGUGUUGUAUGUGUAUGAUGCCUUUCACUAACUCAUUUACUUUUCGUUGAGUAUGAUACUUAGAACUUAAUUUGAUAUAGAUUCCCAUGGUCAAUUUCUUGAGGAUAUGUAUAAAUAAUCUCCAAUUUUGAAAUGCAAAGAUAACUAACUUCUUUACUUUAAUCUCUUUGAGUAUACCUCUGUUUAUUUGCGAAUUGUGACAAAAAUACCAUCUAUUUUGUUAUCUAGAACACCAUCAGUCAUGCGUGUCUUUACCCUUAUACUAAUUCUCACAUUAACCCUGGGUUUUUUAACCACAGCAGAAUCUACUUAUGCAAUUCCGAAAAUUUUUAAAGACAUUCUCGUGUUUCAGAAUGAUUGGGAUGUAAUCGGCCCUUUUAUGGAAAGACAGAUUCCACAGUAUGUGCAAGGCGCUGAGUCAUUUACUCAAUUAAAACAAUUGUACGGAAAAGCUUUGCAAGCUUUUAGUUCAGGAAAAAACUAUGCUUGGCGGUUUAAAAAUUUAGGUCUCACUGAUGCUAUUAAAACGUUCGAUGCAACAAAUAUUGAGCUAGCCGUUUUUAAAAAUAUAGAAAAAUUGAGUUCGAAUGCAGUGUAUAGUUUAGCAGACAAAAUAGCGAAUGCGCUUAGAUACGGAGUCAAAGUUGGAGGAAAACCAGUAGAGGUUACUAUAGAAAUGAUAGCAUCAGAGAUGGGAGUAGCAGCUCAAGUUGAAGGCGCAUCUGCGAUCGAAUCAGCAAUAAUAGGAAUUUCAGAAGAAGAAGCAGUAUCAGCACUCGUAGCAUGUAUAAUCGUGGCAGAAUGA